This is a messenger RNA of Anastrepha obliqua, 743 nucleotides long. RefSeq names its product jerky protein homolog-like. Gene Ontology annotation, molecular function: nucleic acid binding. The record is from RefSeq and is a predicted model, not a curated record. Bases 45 to 743 code for a protein of 232 amino acids. The transcript has 4 exons. Lineage: Eukaryota; Metazoa; Arthropoda; Insecta; Diptera; Tephritidae.
ACUUUCAGUGUCCCACCGACUAUAAGAGCUCGAAAUCCGCCUGGAUGACGUCGGCUAUUUUCAAGCAAUGGCUUCAUAAGUCAUUUGUUCCACAGGUUACAUCGUUUUUAAAGGAGAAAGUCUUACCAAUUAAAGCUCUCCUCCUAAUCGACAACGCUCCUUCUCACCCAAAUGAAGCUGAACUGACAACGGAGAAUGGGCAAAUUUCGGCAAUGUUUAUGCCACCAAACGUUACUCCCCUCAUUCAUCCAAUGGAUCAGAAUGCAAUAAAAAUCACUAAGCUGCAUUACAGAAAUAGCCUUCUAGCUUCAAUAGCAGCGACAAAGUCUGAUUUGCUCGAGUCGUUGAAAAAAAUUUACUUAAAGACAGCUAUAAAUCUUUUGGAUGCGGCUUGGUUUCGUGUUGGUGAAGUAACAUUAACUAAGUGCUGGAACAGUAUUUUAAACUUUGCGGUAAAAAAUGAUGAUCCCGAAGAUAAUGUUCCGUUGGCGAUUGAAUUCACGUUACCAGCUAUUCAUGAAUGGAACGAAGAUAUCGAGGAGGGCAAUGCAGAUGACGAUCAUCAGCAAGAGGACGAAUCCGAUGAUGACAACGUAUCAGAGCAAUUGGAGAAAAUUAAGCCGACUGAAGCUGUUGAAAUUUUCGACAAGGCGUUAAUAUGGGCUGGUCAUGAAGACAUCGAUCAAAAUGAUAUGAGUAUGAUUAAUGAAGUUACAAAUAUAAUUACUUUGAAAAUGGUGUGA